Phytophthora sojae is the source of this 372-nucleotide messenger RNA. RefSeq lists its product as hypothetical. Gene Ontology annotation, molecular function: alpha-1,2-mannosyltransferase activity. Bases 1 to 372 code for a protein of 123 amino acids. The transcript is spliced from 2 exons. Gene Ontology annotation, cellular component: Golgi apparatus. Gene Ontology annotation, biological process: mannan biosynthetic process. The record is from RefSeq and is a predicted model, not a curated record. Lineage: Eukaryota; Oomycota; Peronosporomycetes; Peronosporales; Peronosporaceae.
AUGAUCCAGACCCCUCCGGCCGCUGCGGGAUUGGUGAAGACCAAGCAUUUCUGCGGUAUGACCAUGGUGCAACAUGACCCACAAGGAGACGUGAUCUUCCUGCACCACAACGGCAAAAAGCUCAUGGGUGAGGAGGAGACGAGCAAAACUCGCGUGUGGACCCAUCUCCAGUCGUUCGUGUUUCCUGAAAAUCUAGCUUCAGCGAACGCGAAUGCUGCGGAACGUUGGUGGAGGCAUUUUCCGGAAUUUCCCUAUGUGCUACGGCGACAACAAGAGUCGAAGCACUACAAAACAACUCCAUGGGAAGAGCUGCCCUUUGGGGACCUCGAGGACCGACUGCACGGCUUCGCCCAGGAGGCAGCCGCACUGUAG